This is a messenger RNA of Dibothriocephalus latus, 549 nucleotides long. The record is from the annotation of a GenBank genome assembly. Lineage: Eukaryota; Metazoa; Platyhelminthes; Cestoda; Diphyllobothriidea; Diphyllobothriidae.
AUGAUUUCCACAUGCAACAGUAUUCCCAUAGGUCAGGCAGAAACCCGACAAAAAGAUGUCCGUGAAAUGGAGAUUAGAUCAGAUGGUCAGCAUAUAGACGAGAAAUAUAUAGCUGCUGGUGCUGCAGCCGACUCACAUCUAGAACUCGAUCAUUCUAAAAGAUUUUUCGAUUCCAAAGAAGAAAUCGCCAGACGCUUCGAACUCAGUUUUAUGGAAUACGGCUUAGACAAGUUACCACAGUAUGAAAAGCUAAAUCAGCGCCUCAGUCAAUUAAGUGACGCUGUUUCAGAAAAGGAAUUAAAAGAAAAACUCGUGCGACAAUCUCGGACUGAAGCCGAAAAAGUUCGGCUUUUCGUAGAGCAGGCCGUUUCGGAGGUGGAAAAGGUAGCCCAACAGCAGUUAUGUGAUGCAGCAAAACGCCUGGAAGCGGCCGAAAUUGCUCUUGCAACGCAGACUAAGCGGCUCCGUUGCAAACACGAAGAGGUCAUUAUGCGCAAUCCGAAUCAUGGAAACGAUAAAAAAGCCACUCAGGCGGUACGAAAAAAAUGA